Molecule: messenger RNA, 6146 nt
Organism: Scophthalmus maximus (turbot)
Lineage: Eukaryota; Metazoa; Chordata; Actinopteri; Pleuronectiformes; Scophthalmidae
Product: ankyrin repeat and IBR domain-containing protein 1-like
Exons: 20
Coding region: 507-3839 (1110 amino acids)
Biological process (GO): protein polyubiquitination; positive regulation of proteasomal ubiquitin-dependent protein catabolic process; ubiquitin-dependent protein catabolic process
Cellular component (GO): cytoplasm; ubiquitin ligase complex
Molecular function (GO): ubiquitin protein ligase activity; zinc ion binding; ubiquitin conjugating enzyme binding
Source: RefSeq, a predicted model, not a curated record
UUGCGAGUUUUCAAUUUCUUUAGCUUUUUCUAUACCGUGUGGUUUUGCCUUGCUCUUACUUUGAUGCACUAUUUCGAAUGUAUUUAUUGUAAAAUAUUACUUAUCAAUAUUGAAGGAACUGACAGCGAAGUUGACUUGACUUGAAGUGAGGGUGUGCAUUGGAGGAAGAGACACACACGGAGCCAUGUUUCUCCGCCUGUUUUUUCUUUUUGGUGGGUGGGGUGGGGGGAUUGUGCCGAAACCUGGCAACCCGACUAGCAGCCAGCAGAGAGUCGACGGAGAGUUGACAGGCACAACAUCACACCAGUUGCCUCAACCAGAGAUAUAGAAGCGCCUCUUUCUCUCACGACUGACAGUCGAUCCGCGAGGCCCAGCUGUACACACGCGCAGAGGGAGAUGUACCGUCUUGUGACCUUCAGUAUGCCGGUGAGUUGGACUUGAGCAGGUUGAAGACGCCUUGAGAGGUUGCUGUGUCAGUCAGUGCUUGAACCCCAGCAGGGGACAACAUGGGGAACACAGCGACCAAGUUCCGCAAGUCUCUCAUCAAUGGAGAUGAGGUGCUUGCCUGCCAACUCUAUGAGAGCAACCCGCAGUUCAAGGAGGCUCUGGAUCCCAACUCUACAUACGGAGAGUCCUACCAGCACAACACUCCACUGCACUACGCUGCCCGGCACGCGAUGGCACGCCUACUCAGGUCUUUUCUCCUAAACAAAGAUGGAAAUCCUAACAAGCGUAAUGUGCUCAAUGAGACAUCUCUACACCUUCUCUGCAUGGGGCCCCAGAUCCUGAUCUCAGAAGGGGCACUGCAGCCUCGGAUCUCACGGCCGUACGAAGACGAACAUCGGCGGACUGAAUGUCUACAAAUCCUCCUGGCAUGGACUGGGGCAAAGCUGGAUCACGGAGAGUAUGAGAGUGUUGAUAUCAAUGCUACAGACAACAAGAAGAACACCUGCCUGCACUAUGCUGCCGCCUCAGGGAUGAAGACUUGUGUUGAGUUUCUGGUGCAGAGAGAGGCGGACCUGUUUGCGGAGAAUGAAAACCGCGAGACUCCGUGUGACUGUGCGGAGAAGCAGCACCAUAAGGAGUUGGCCCUAUGCCUGGAGUCGCAGAUGGUCUUUUCGAUUGCCCCUGAGGCGGAGGGCAUCGAGGCAGAGUACGCAGCCCUCGACCGAAGAGAGCAAUACGAGGGCCUGCGGCCUCAGGAUCUACGGAGGCUGAAGGACAUGCUGAUAGUGGAGACAGCUGACAUGCUGCAGGCCCCCCUCUUCACUGCAGAGGCACUGCUACGUGCCCAUGAUUGGGACAGAGAGAAGCUUUUAGAGGCCUGGAUGUCCAAUGCGGAGGAAUGCUGCCAACGCUCAGGUGUACAGAUGCCUAACCCACCUCCAAGUGGCUGCAAUGCCUGGGACACCUUGCCCUCACCCAGGACGCCGCGCACCACCCGCUCUUCCGUCACUUCCCCAGACCAAAUCAGCCUCAUGCCUGCUGAUGACGAGUCUUCCCUGUGUGGCAUCUGCCUGUCUUCCAUCUCCAUCUUUGAAGAACCUGUUGACAUGUCCUGUUGCCACGAAUUCUGCAGAGCAUGCUGGGAAGGAUUUCUUAAUCUGAAGAUCCAAGAGGGUGAAGCCCAUAACAUCUUCUGCCCGGCUUUUGACUGCUACCAGCUGGUGCCCGUGGAGGUCAUAGAGAGUGUGGUGUCCAGAGAGAUGGACAGACGCUACCUGCAGUUUGAUAUCAAGGCAUUUGUGGAAAACAAUUCAGUAAUCCGCUGGUGUCCUGUGGCAGGGUGUGAAAGGGCCGUGCGACUAAGCACCCAGGGUCCUGGGACCUCCACCUCAGACCCUCUUAUUUAUCCCCUUCUUCGUGCCCCUGCUGUGGAUUGUGGCAAAGGCCACCUCUUCUGCUGGGAGUGUCAAGGUGAGGCCCAUGAGCCCUGUGACUGUGAGACCUGGAAAUUGUGGCUACAGAAAGUCAAUGAGAUGAGGCCAGAGGAAUUGGCGGGUGUGACCGAAGCCUACGAGGACGCAGCCAACUGCUUAUGGUUGCUCACCAACUCCAAACCCUGCGCCAAUUGCAAGUCCCCGAUACAAAAAAACGAGGGCUGCAACCACAUGCAGUGUGCUAAGUGCAAGUAUGACUUCUGCUGGAUCUGCCUGGAGGAGUGGAAAAAGCACAGCUCAUCAACAGGAGGCUACUAUCGCUGCACCCGCUAUGAAGUCAUCCAGCAGGUGGAGGAGCAGUCAAAGGACAUGACUGAAGAGGCAGAGAAGAAUCACAAGAGCUUUCAGGAACUCGACCGCUUUAUGCACUACUACACACGUUUCAAGAACCACGAGCACAGCUAUCAGCUGGAGCAGCGCUUGUUAAAAACAGCCAAAGAGAAGAUGGAGCAGCUCAGUCGGGCCCUGAGUGGAAGGGAAGGAGGACCACCUGACACUACAUUCAUUGAAGAUGCGGUCCUAGAACUACUAAAGACUCGCCGCAUCCUCAAGUGUUCUUAUCCUUAUGGGUUCUUUCUGGAGCCGAAGAGCACAAAGAAAGAGAUCUACGAGCUUAUGCAGACGGAUUUGGAGAUGGUGACUGAGGACCUAGCACAAAAAGUCAACAGGCCUUACCUGAGGACGCCGCGCCACAAGAUCAUCCGUGCAGCGUGUCUAGUACAGCAGAAGAGGCAGGAGUUCCUGGCCUCAGUAGCCAGAGGAGUGGCCCCCAACGACUCUCCUGAGGCCCCCAGGCGCAGUUUUGCUGGCGGAACGUGGGACUGGGAAUACUUAGGCUUUGCAUCACCUGAGGAGUACGCAGAGUUCCAGUACAGACGGAGACAUAGACAGCGAAGAAGAGGUGACAUGUCCAGUCUGCGUAGCAACACACCCGACCCCGAUGACCCCAGUGAUGGCAUUCUAGACCCACACGAUGUCGGAGGUGGACGGAGACAAGGUCAUCUGAUGGGCCUUGGUUCCUUAGACGACGAUGACCCCAACAUUUUGCUGGCCAUUCAGCUGUCGCUCCAGGAGUCUGGGCUGGCAGGGAGUGUGUCCAGUCAUGAGGCCCUUGCCAACGAGGCCUCUCUUGGUGCUAUUGGCACCUCCCUGCCUUCUAGGCUGGAACAGAGCGCUCCUGGUGUGGAUGUCCUCCCCAGAGCUUCCCUAAGCAGCUCAGAACUGCUGGAGCUGGGAGAUAACUUGACCAGGCUUGGCAACAUCAACAUCAGUAGCCAGUAUUCUGCCACCACUAGUGUUACCACCUCUGUACAGCACUGUGAAAUUCGCCACCGGGCUUACGGGGCCUCUCUACCGAUACCGGUUGCCCCCGGUGGCAGCAGCUCAUCGACGGGCCUCUUCUCCUCCUCUAGUGACACGUUAGACUCGACUACAUGCAGCAGCCACGACCCAUCCUCGUCCUCUACAUUGGCUGCAAAUGCAAAUCUGCUGGGCAACAUCAUGGCGUGGUUCCACGACAUGAACCCUCAAGGCGUCACCCUGGUUUCGUCAACCUCCUCCGACACCGAUUCAAACCUGGGCGCGUUCCAUGCGGGUGGGAGGGGCAGCCCGCAGGAUGACGAGAAGGCCGGUGUCGUCGUCCUGCCUCAGGAAGUGAUGGCAGAUGUGGGUUUCUGCUCUCGGAGGCUGAGUGACACGGAGGAGAAAGACUGUCCCGUGGCUGAGAGGCCGACCCAGUUAGACCUUGUGGGGCUGGACACUCUUGAACCGAGCGUCGAGCACGCAGAGCACCGAGGCUCGAAGGUCGGCCGUGUUGACACUCCGCAGUGUGACUCUGUAUCCUACCAGCUGCCCAGCACCAGCUCCUCUGAGUGGGAGGAUCAAGUGCACCUGGUAUGAUCUGAUUGGUUGAGAGAGUUUUUUUAGGAAGGCCAAAAACCACUACAGGUUGAAAGAGAGGUGGAAUGUAAACUGAAUGAAGAAUGUGUCGGUGCAAACUUGGUGCGAAAGUGAGUGAAGAAGAAUUUAGACUCGAGCAUCGCAGUCAGAUCACUUCACUGUGUUGGCUGUUGCCCCCCUGAAGACAAAGCACUAACUGACGGAGAGAUGACGUUUGAUCACCAUUUUCAAUUAUAUAUUUCCUAAUAUGAUCCUCUUGAUGAUAGAAAUCUGAUUAAGUUGCUUUUUUUCUGAAAGCAGUUUUAAACGAAAUAUUAGAUUUAGACACAUCCGCCUGUAGUGCAGGUUUUUUUUUUGUCCACUGGAUUAAAAGGCCUACUGUAUAUGUCUGGAUCAGGUCUGGGGCGGAUUAAUAUCCAAUAUUCAAUCUGUAGGGUAGUGUGAGAAACAGUUACCGCUCCCACUCCUGUCCAUAUCUGCCUACUAUAUUACUUUCUAGGUGCCAAACACUGACUAGCAAAAGCACAGUUUGCAGUCACCAAGUGGAUUAUUCAAAGCAAGUUGUGCCUGCUUAUCACAAUCUCAACGACUCAGCUCAACGUUAAUGUGAAAGUCUCCAGCCAUAUUUUUGAGGUUUGCGGCUGAGUGAAAUUUUAAAUUCUAAAAGCUGUAGUGUGCUGUGCAGAUCUGUAGUUUAAGACCAUAAUGGUUUUGUACUUUAUUAUGUGAAAACGCUCACAUCAUUCAAAUGAACAGGAGGUUGCCUGCUCCCAAAACCAGACAAAAAAAACCCCAUUUCAGAACGGACUUGACAAUGGUUAUUCAUCUCAAAGCCUCAACCCAUGAACACUUUGAAUAGGAAAUGUCAUGUGAGCUUCAAAAACAACAGACGCUGACAGGCCCCGCGGGGCCACUGAGCAUCAAUCAGUUCACACCUUUGUAACGGCGUCACUCUGAAUCCCAUUGUAGCUCGUCUCAAAUGAAUGUCCGGGCUCUGCAGCUGAAGGAGCGUGACAGACGGAGGAGACCGCGAGUGCCCUUGUUUGUACACAACAGAGGAAGGCCAGUGGAAAGAGAUUAUCAAGCAAUCACAUUCAGAUUUUGGCGAAUUAAUCAAUCAAGCCCAAGUCACUGUAAUCAAUCUCUUUGGUCCUCUUGUGUGAGUGUAACUGGAGCAGAGACUUCUCCGAGCUCUGCAGACGUCCUGGGCUGCAGGGGGGCGCGUGGAGAAAAGGUGAAUGUGUGUUGCAUCUCAAACACACGAGGAGUCCCGUGUUUCUCUGCGUAGUUAGAGACACAGUGCCUUUAUGUCCGUCACCAUUAUUUAAUCCUUUUUUUCUAGAGUGCUAAUUACACUGUAUUUACAGUGUAAAAAAAGUUAUUUCCCUCACGUGAUGUUUGUAGUGUGCAGACAUGGAAGUCUUGAUAUUCUUUUCUUUGUUUUCUCCUUUUCAACAAAAUACUAGUAGCAUGAGGCUUUAUUUCAUUCUACAUGUAUUAGGUUAGUGAACAACACUGAUUUGAUAUGAUUUGGUAAAAUGGGUAAAUGGUUAAUUUCCUACUCAAAAUAUUUUUGAACAGCUUUUAUUUCUUUUCUUUUUUUGUGCAGUAGGGCUUCUUGCCCUAAAUUUUUUGAAAAGUUGGUUUUCACUGUAUCUACUUAGUUGACCCACUGUAUGUGUAUCACGUAUCGUACCUGAAGACACUAAAAAUGGAGGAAAGUUGCAAUAUAAUGUAGGUAUUUAUUUCGAAUGAAAUUGAUCCGCUUCAGAAACGUGAUUGUGAAUAACCCACAUGGAAUGAACGAACGCGUCAGUGUUUUACCUUUUCGAGAACUAAUUCCUGUGUUUGCACAGACCAAUGUCUGACUGAGGUUCAUGACAGAAGAUGUAGAGGAGCCUCAUUAAAUCUAAAAGUAGCGAUUGCUUUGAAAAGUUUUGAAGUUGUGAAGAGUGCCAUAUGGUUAGUGGGACUAACGUUGUUGGGACUGGGUUAAUGGACGUGGGUGAAACAGAGGAUCCAACCUGCGUUGCCCUUUUUGUGUAACAGUAUGCUGGUGCAUGAAAUGGGUACAAGUGUGGAAAAAACUAGUUUAUCCUUCUUUUGUAUUUUACCACUAAUGUCCAGGUGAUUUCUUUUAAAAAAUUAACAUUUUGUAACUCAUUGAGAUUUUCUAUUGUAAAGCAACUAAUCCUUGAAAUGCUAUUUGCACUUUCAUAGUCUAUACUUGAUACAUUCCCUCUUUAUAUGAAGAAAAAAAAAAGAAGUUUGAUGUGUGAUGCCAAUAAACUACGUGUUGAGUUUUAA